CUCAGCCAGAAGAGGCGUGUACAAACUGUGCACUCGUCUGUGCACACUCAGCUCCAAGAAUACAAAGGGGACACGCUGACCUUCAUGUAUCCUUUCAUAGAAGCCAGCUGAUUGGGGAUUUCUUCUAGGUUCACCUCUCCCCGUGUGUUCUGAGAUUUCUCUCAGAAACUUCAGCCAUUUGAACAUUUCAAUAAUUCAUCAUGCCACCAAUUCUUCCACAAGAAGGCAACAAGUGUAAAUGAAAGCAGCAGCAUAAUUCCUUCAAGACUUCCAAUACUUCUAAAUAAAGGAGCUGGGAUUUAGAAAAGAAAUUCUGUUUGGGGAAAACAUAAAUCUUGUGGGAUGUUUUUCUAGCUUGAGAGUACGAGAAGCAAAUAUUCCCUGAAGAAACUGUGACAAUCAUAAAAAACAUAUUAAGAACAUAUUAAAUAAUACAUCACAGAGACAGAUGAUAAACCGUAGUAGCGCCUUACUUGGACUUGAAUUAUUUAGUUGUAAUAUUCCAUUUCAUAUGCAGUCACAGAAAACCUAAUAAUGGAGGGUUUCUAGAUUGUGUGUUUCUCAAAUAUUUGUUUUGCUCCAGACUCUCAUGCUAUAGCCAAAGUAACCAAUACUAACUUUGGUUAGUUUGGGUUAUAAGCAGUGCAGUUUUACAGAGAAGCAAACAUUUUCGCUGUUUGAGAAUAUGUCCUUCAGUGCCACCAUCCUCUUCACUCCUCCGGCAGGGCAAAACGAUGCCAAAUGUGGAUGCAAAACUGAAAGCACUCAAGGCGGCUCAGUGAUUGUUGAUGGACCAACUCCAGUUACGGUUACUGGACAAGGAGUUUCGGUACAAGGAUGUGAUCAGCUUCUGCAUCUUAUCUAUCAGCGUGUGGAGAAAGCAGUUGGACUUGCCGAAGCUGCUCUUAAUGUGGCCAAAGCAAACAGUAGUCUACUGAGCCAACUACAGGAUGAAGUGAGCAGUUUAAGGAAUAUGCAUGAAAAGCCGGAGAGGCCAAAGUCACCUGAUAACACUCCAAGAUGUAAGUUAUCAGAAGAUGAAGAAGAAGAAGAAGUUGAAGAGAUCAGAGGAGUGCAGGUUGUCAUAGAGGAGCUCAGACAGCUGGGUGCAGCAUCUGCAUCAUUAGUUCCUGGACUUCAUUUACCAACCCUGGAAAGGACAAAGGAAAGCUGCUUGCCUACGUGCCCUCCAAAUGAGACACAAUCACUUCUAAGUCCCAUUCAUAUGCCGGCUAUUGAUGAUUUUUUAACUCCAGAAUCAACAGCUCAAAGGAUUUUGCCACCCAACUUUGUGAAGCCAGUGACUGAUUCACAUCCUCAUAGGGACACAGUGGAAGUUCUAAAUGAAGCAAUACCUCCAAUUCUGAAGUCAGCACAUUCCCAUCUUCUAAUACAGAAGGAUGGCUCCCUUAGUCCUGGUGGCUUGAUUAUGGCAGACACUUCGCCAGAUGAGAUGAGGCCUCCCAUGUCACCACCAUUUGUGGCGUAUUAUACUGGAACAAGCUCGCACCAACGAAGCCAUGGCCAGAAAUGUUCUAGAAGAAAACGAGACCUAGUUUUGUCUAAACUGGUGCAUAACAUUCACAAUCACAUUUCUAAUAACAGGCGCUUCAAUGGCUCAGAAAGCAUCAAGUCAUCAUGGAAUAUUUCGGUUUUAAAAUUCUUGGUGGAAAAACUGAAACAAGAGCUGGUGUCCAGUGUCAAUCAUUACACCGACAAAGAACUAAAAGGUGCCUGUGUUGCCUACUUUUUGACAAAAAGGAGAGAAUAUCGAAACUCCAUGAAUCCGUUUAAGAGUCUGCGAGAGAAAGAAGAAAAGAAGCUGAGGAGCCGACGAUACAGGCUUUUUGCAAACCGAUCAUGGGGUGUGCAACAAUUUUCUCCUGAAGACCAAGCCUUGUGGGAGGGUGUUACGGAAGAGUUAAUGUCUGAUGAAGAGGACAGUCUGUCUGAGCCGGGGGUAUGGGUAGCCCGACCACCUCGUUUCCGAUCACCAGAGCUCUCAAGACUCUGUUACAGCAUUGACUCGCAUUCUAAACAUGGCAAUAAAAGCAAUCGUGUCUACGGUUCUCUCUCUGACCGACUGCCUUCUGCUGAGAUUCAGCUUUUGCCCCCUCACCUUUAUAAUCCUGACUGGGAAAGGGAGGUGACUGAAGAGGAACUAACGGGAGGUGCACAGGGAAGAAAACCCUUUUGUCCUGAUCUCAAUUCAUUUAUACAGAUAAAAGUAGAAAAAGAUGAAUAAGACUUUAUGAACCAUAAAUGCACAAACUUUUCUUUUUAGCAGAGGUUACACAAUACAACACUGUGAAAGAAGGCAUUAACGGCGAAGGUGAGCUAUGUGAAAGGGCUAAUGUCUAUGGCAAAUAUUUAAAAAAACUGCAUUUGUGUUCAUGAAAUGGGUCCAGCAGCGCUUCGAUUUGAUGAAAGCAAAAUAAAAUGUUAUUUUUUA
Molecule: messenger RNA, 2452 nt
Organism: Rana temporaria (common frog)
Lineage: Eukaryota; Metazoa; Chordata; Amphibia; Anura; Ranidae
Gene: C1H14orf93
Product: chromosome 1 C14orf93 homolog
Exons: 7
Coding region: 686-2245 (519 amino acids)
Source: RefSeq, a predicted model, not a curated record